AUGAAUAAAUUAAUUGAUGUUCCUAUUCAACAACCAACUGGAGUUGUGUUAGGUACAGCUUCUGUUAUUGGUAUUAAGUAUGAUAAUGGAAUUCUUAUUGCAGCAGAUACACUUGGAUCAUAUGGAUCUAUGGCAUUAUUCAAAGAUUUAGAACGAAUUAUAAAAUUAGGGAAAUAUACAUUAAUUGGUGGUUCAGGUGAAUAUUCUGAUUUCAUUGAAUUAAAUGAAACAUUACAAAAGAAAGUAAAUGGUGAUGAAUGUUGUGAAGGUAAAGAAAACGGAUUUAAACCAAGUGAAUUAUAUAGUUAUGCCCAACGUAUUUUAUAUGAACAUAGAUGUGAUCAAAAACCAUUAUUUGUUACAUUGAUUGUUGGAGGAGUUAAAAAAGAUGAAAUUUUCCUUGGACAAACUGAUAUGUAUGGUACAUCAUUUACAGAAAAUUAUGUUGCUAGUGGUAUUGGUGCUCAUAUGGCUAUGCCACUAUUACGAAAAGAAUGGAAAGACCAUAUGUCUCGAGAAGAAGCUGAACAUCUAAUUGAGAGAUGUAUGAAAAUUCUUUAUUUAAAUCAUUGUUGGGCAGGAAGUCAAUAUCUUUUAGGUGUAGUAGAUUCAGAAGGGUCAGAUAUUAUUGGACCAAUUGCUAUAGAUACAACAGGUAAAUGGGAUAUAAUUGCUUAA
This is a messenger RNA of Entamoeba dispar SAW760, 678 nucleotides long. RefSeq names its product proteasome subunit beta type-4 precursor, putative. Gene Ontology annotation, cellular component: proteasome core complex. NCBI's taxonomy places the organism in Eukaryota, Evosea, Mastigamoebida, Endamoebidae. The coding region runs from base 1 to 678 and encodes 225 amino acids. The transcript has 2 exons. The record is from RefSeq and is a predicted model, not a curated record.